Stylophora pistillata is the source of this 1467-nucleotide messenger RNA. RefSeq names its product carbohydrate sulfotransferase 11. The record is from RefSeq and is a predicted model, not a curated record. Gene Ontology annotation, molecular function: sulfotransferase activity. Gene Ontology annotation, cellular component: membrane. NCBI's taxonomy places the organism in Eukaryota, Metazoa, Cnidaria, Anthozoa, Scleractinia, Pocilloporidae. Gene Ontology annotation, biological process: carbohydrate biosynthetic process.
ACCUCCUCCCCCACCGCUACAGCUUCACUACUAGUCUACUUCACAGCCGUUCUUAGAAAUGUCACGCAACGCUCCCCUCCUUUUAGCGCAAGCUUGAAACAACAGUAGUAACAGCUGUCAUUUGGUUGACAUGCAGUUGAACGGACAUCUGCCAGUCAUUUCACUUGUGGGAAGUAAAGGUGAGGGCGCUGUGCUCCACAACACUACGUAAGGCUUUUUCAAUUCAUUGAUUAUCAAUGAGUGAUUAGCAUACUUACUGACUUGUACUUCGAAAGUGCGUUGGACUAAAAGAGGAUGUAGAAUUCGGACUGCCGUCGUUCCUUUCAAAACGUCAACUCAAGGCGUAAAAAACGAUCCGUAGCGAAAAAUUUCGCAAGUUUUGGACUCAAGGCUAUCAAAAAGGGAACUGAAGCCCGUUUGCUCUUUGUUUUGAAAUCUUGUCUGGGAGCUCAAGUUCCAUAGAGCGCCGGAUUCGAUUACAUGCAACCAGGAUGAUCCGUAGAAGGGUUUUUACAUCGAUGGCGAUUUUGGGCGGCAUCUCUAUUAUCUGGCUCUUUAUUGCAACAGAGAGACCGAGAUUUAAAGGUCUCGCCUUACAAGAAUCCUCACAUAACACAUCAGGACCAGGGCAGUUAACAGAAGCAGAGUCCGUUCAUUUUAUGGCAUCUAGACAAGAAGAGAGAAAACGUCAAGUUAUGGCCUACUGUAAAAAGGCAAAAGCAAGAGUACUGGGGGCUAAGGACCUGAAUCAUUUCAUUGUGGAUAGAAAACAUCGAGUGGUGUACUGUUACAUUCCUAAAGUUGCGUGCAGCAGAUGGAAAAAAAUCAUGGCGGAGCUGGUUGGGUUGAGUGGCAAAUCUGUACACAAACAAAGAUUUGACCUUCUCAGCUAUCACUCCAAGGCUGAUAUACGUUAUAUUUUGCAGAACUACUACAAGUUUCUCUUCGUUCGCGAGCCUUUUGAGCGACUCUUGUCAGCAUAUAGAAACAAAUUUACUAAUAAAACUGAUAUCUACAAAAAGCACGUGCACAAAAUCAAGCAAUCUGUCAGAGUAAGACUGGGCACUAAUGAAACAUCUUCAGCGCAUAGCGGAGAAAUUAAGUUCCACCAUUUCAUAUCAUACGUAAUCAAUGUCCACUCAAAAAGGGGCAAACUCGACGAACAUUGGAAUCAUUACGAUAACCUCUGUCAUCCGUGCAAGAUAAACUUUGAUUUUAUCGGACAAUACGAGACAUUAACAGAGGAUGCUCCAUUUGUGUUACAUGAUGCGGGUGUAGAUCGUUUAGUAUCAUUUCCUCCUGUUCGCUACACAUCAACUAGGGAUAACUUAGGGCAUUAUUAUUCCAAGAUUCCGAGAGAAGACAUUUUGCGCCUCAAGAAACUUUACCGAGGCGACCUUGAAAUGUUCGGAUACAGCGCUAGAAACUCUCUAGGAAGUAUAAUAAAGUAAAAAGUUUCUGACCAAA